This is a messenger RNA of Entrophospora candida, 1182 nucleotides long. NCBI's taxonomy places the organism in Eukaryota, Fungi, Glomeromycota, Glomeromycetes, Entrophosporales, Entrophosporaceae. The record is from the annotation of a GenBank genome assembly.
AUGGCAACUGCUGCUGAAGAAAAAAUUGAAAUAGUCGAAGUAGAUCCCGCAACACUAAAUCCACUUUCUCCUGAAGUCAUUUCAAGACAAGCAACUAUUAACAUUGGUACUAUUGGACACGUGGCUCAUGGAAAAUCCACUGUUGUGAAAGCGAUCUCUGGUGUUCAAACUGUACGUUUCAAGAACGAACUUGAACGUAAUAUCACCAUAAAAUUAGGAUAUGCUAAUGCAAAGGUUUAUAAAUGUGAAAAUGAAGAAUGUCUCAGACCUGGGUGUUACAAAUCGUAUCGAAGUGAUAAGGAGGAACAUCCAUUGUGUGAAAGAGCUGGAUGUGGCGGGAAAAUGAAAUUGUUACGUCAUGUUUCAUUUGUAGAUUGUCCUGGUCACGAUAUUCUUAUGGCUACCAUGUUGAAUGGUGCAGCUGUUAUGGAUGCAGCUCUUCUAUUAAUUGCAGGAAAUGAAUCAUGUCCACAACCACAAACAAGAACCGUUGCUGAUGGCGCGCCAAUAGUUCCAAUAUCGGCACAAUUAAAAUAUAACAUUGAUGUUAUUAAUGAAUAUAUCGUCAAGAAAAUUCCCAUCCCAAUACGCGACUUUACAUCUGAUCCUCGAUUAAUUGUGAUUCGUUCAUUUGACGUAAAUAAACCAGGUGCAGAAGUCAACGAACUCAAAGGUGGUGUUGCGGGUGGUUCAUUAUUAUGUGGUGUUUUAAAGGUUGGCGAUGAAAUUGAGGUAAGACCGGGCAUUCUUACAAAAGAUAAUGAGGGGAAAAUACACUGUAAACCUAUUUUUUCAAGAAUUGUUUCUUUAUUUGCUGAGCAUAAUGAUUUAAAAUUUGCUGUACCUGGUGGAUUGAUUGGUGUUGGUACCAAAAUUGACCCUACGCUUUGUAGAGCUGAUCGUUUAGUUGGUCAAGUAUUAGGAUCUGUUGGUAAACUUCCACAAAUUUACACAGAACUUGAAAUUAAUUAUUUCUUGUUGAGAAGGUUAUUAGGUGUUAAAACUGACGAUAAAAAACAGACAAAAGUUAGUAAAUUAACAAAAAGUGAGGUAUUGAUGGUUAAUAUAGGUUCAACUUCAACAGGUGGACGUGUGUUGAAUGUAAAAACUGAUAUGGCAAGAAUUCAAUUAAUUGGAUGGGGAAAGAUUAAAAAAGGUGUCACGAUCGAGCCUGAUAGUUAG